GUUCAGUCUUACAUACUGAGAAGUAAAGUCUGAGAGAGAGAGAGUGAGCGAGCAACCAAGCGCACAUUUCUGUGUGAAUGUUUCACAUCGUUGAGAAAGUCCUCAAAGUUAUUAGUUCUUGAUUAAACCGUAAUAGUAGGGCAAGGCACUUUUUUGUUUAAAAAUCGCUAUCAACGCCAGCCUUUUUGGUCAUUAAAAACAAACUAAUUAAACCAGUGACUGGUUUGUAAAUGUAAGAAACCAACAAGACGGCGACACUGGGAGGAAAAACGUUUUCCCCUUUUUCCUUCGUACGGAUACGGAAACGUGAAAAGAGCGGAUGAUAGAUCCUGGAGGUAAACCCUAACACUCUAUGCUGUGACGAUUACUAGAAAAAGGGAAGAAGGACCCCUCUUCUCCUAAAAGCAUCAGUCACAUUUGCACCUCUCCCAACAUGUCUCUGGCCUCAUUCCAGUUGAUGCAGGCCCUGAAAAACUCUCCUGCAGCCCUGCGCAGACACUUUAAACGGGACCGCACAGAAAGCCUUUCCCAUGGGGACCCCAUAUUUAAAGUGCACUAUCUAGGCACCAAGAAGAUCUUCUCCCUAGACCUGGAGCAGGCUGAGGAAGCCAUCGACCGGCUCCUGGACGGUGCUCCUGGAAAAUUAUCCAAAGACCAUGCUCUGGUGGUGCGGCCGCGAUAUGUGGAAGUGAAAGAGUUGAGCACAGGAAGGCAGCUCACCAAGACCUACCUGCAUGACAUUGCCUACUGCGCAUCGCACACGGCUCAUCCCAACGUGUUCCUCUAUAUCUGCAGGCAACCUGGUCAACAGCUGCAGUGUAGGAUGUUCUGGUGUAGUCGUGUGGAAAGGGCAAAGGAUAUGACAGCCUGCCUGGCAAACUCAUUUCAGAGAGCACUAAACGACUGGCAAGAUGGCUGUGCUACACUGCCAAAGGCAGAGGGCAAGGCUAAGGAGGAUGAGGCUGACAUCACCCCUGCUGCUGCCAAAGGACUGACUCUGCCAGCUAGUUUGGGGAAAGUCCGUUGGAAGAAGAAGGGCUCAAUUUCCCGCAGUCCUCUGAGAGCAAUCACCAGGCGUGGCUCAGCCUGUGAAAACUGGCAAUGAGAUUCCCAGCUACUGGAUCUCUUGACCCCUAUGGGAUCCUACCAACAAGAACGCACUUUCUCUCCAUUCCCACCCACAAGGUGACAGAUGACAACGGCUGGACCUGACAUAGCUUGACUCCAACAAACCAUUCCGGCAAUGAAAGUACAGUUUUUGGCUGAUGUUAGAGAUUGGACUGUUGCCCAAGUUGCUGUUCUUGCUCCUUUAGGGCAGAGACACUGAUUACUGACAAGGUGGGGUGAGCCAAUAGUUCAUAUUAUAUGCUGGUCAUUUUUAUUUCAUGUAUUGCUUGUGUAAUUGAUAGCAACAUUGCUUGUAUUUUCAUCUCAAGAUUUAAGGCCUUCAAGGACUUGUAUGCACAUACAUGCAGAUAAAUAUUUAUAUUACCAAAGUUAAGUAAAAUUGACCUAACCAGUGGCUGAAAGUAAGGAAGAUCUUUUGAGUAGGAUUAUUAAGAAAUAAAUACAAUAUGCUUGGAUGGUGAGAAGAAACACUGAAACCAGGAAUGGGUGCUUGUAUUAGGUAUGUUGCAUCAGGUAUUUGUGUAAUAACAGGGAGGAUGCAGGAACCGCAAUGUUGCAAUGGAAGUUCUAUCCCUAUUACCACCCAAAACCACAGUUACAAACCACUACAGUUACAAGUUACACACAGUUUCAUAUAUACUUUUGGUGCAACUUCUAACCAGAGGUAGAAAGCUACACUUUUUUUGAACAUGUUCAAAUAGCUUUAGCUAUGUUUAAAAUGAUUUAGUGGAUUAUGUGGUAGAAUAUCCAUAUUGAAAAAAAUCUGGAAGAUCAAAUCUAUUCUCAUCAUUUCAUUUACCCUUAACCAUAAAGUGGAUUAAUAAGCCAGGACCUUGGAGAAAAUAAGAGGCACAGUUUGUGUUUGUGUGUGCACUGAGUGAGAGAACAUAAUGUGCCCUGAGCAGAUUGUGUAGGAUUCAUGCCGUGCACCUGCAUUCCAAUGGAGUCAAUCUGAACUCCUAUAUGUUCCUUCCCAUCUUCAGUCUGCUUUCUGAAUUUAGAGCUGCAGGUUUUGAACAUCAAAUUUUAUCUUUUGUUUUUUUAAUUUGCAUGAUCUUAAGAUAGUGACAUCAAAAUGGUAAUUUGUGUGUGCAUUUUAUCAUUAAGAGCAAUAAUUCUGUAUAUGUUUGGCUUACUACCAUAAGCCAAGUAUGUUAAACAGGAUUAAAUACUACAUAUUUGACUGCUGUACAUGACCUUGCAAGUCCAUAAGUUGCUAUUUUACAGCCAAUGUUGUUAAUGCAUAUUCUAAUUAGAAGUAUCUGCAUGUUCAAUGUUGACCUACAGAGCCUUAUUAUCAUAACAUCCAGGCAGUUGGCUCUGCUGUGUUUUGGAUAUUUUAUCCUCAUUGGUUUUAAUCUAAUUUAUAUUCACGUGUAACCCAUAAUACAAGGACACCAGACCUGCCUCCAGGAUCUGUGUAUCUGCUCAAGGGAUUUUUAAUGUCUAAUGAAUGUGCAUGUCUUUGUUUUAUAUUUUUUGUUUAAAUAUUUAUAUAUGUAUUUUCAGAAAUUAAAAUUUUAUACAGUAA
Molecule: messenger RNA, 2659 nt
Organism: Ictalurus punctatus (channel catfish)
Lineage: Eukaryota; Metazoa; Chordata; Actinopteri; Siluriformes; Ictaluridae
Exons: 3
Coding region: 434-1105 (223 amino acids)
Source: RefSeq, a predicted model, not a curated record